AUGAUGGAGAUCCCAGCGGAAGCCGAGCUGUGCUUCCCACGGCUCGGCAAUACUUCCUGCAGCAAAACGCAGCGUCCUCGCCCGGUCGCCGCCUACAUGCUGCUGUCGGUCAUCUCUGUGAUCACUGUCACUCUGAACCUGCUGGUCAUCAUCUCCAUCUCUCACUUCAAGCAGCUGCGCACCCCCGCCAACCUCCUGCUGCUUUCUCUGGCCACCUCCGACUUCUUGGUGGGUUUCCUCAUGUUGUUUCAGAUUUCCCUCCUCGGCGGUUGUUGGUUCUUUGGUGACUUGAUGUGUGUUGUGUAUUAUAUUGUGGAUCACUCUGUCACAUCCGCUUCAAUUGGAAGCAUGGUGUUCAUAUCAGUCGACCGUUACGUCGCUAUCUGUGACCCUCUGUGUUACACCAUCAAGGUGACAAAAACUAGAGUGGAUAUCUCUGUUUAUUUAUGUUGGGCAACGUCAUUUGUCUUCCACUGUAUGUGUUCGCUUGACACUCUGAAGCAACCAGGCAGGUUCAACACCUGUGUAGGUGAGUGUGUGAUUGUAGUGGCGUACUUUGUAGGAAUCACAGACCUAUUUGUCUCCUUCAUAGGCCCCAUCACUGUCAUUUUGGUUCUGCACAUGAAAGUGUUUGCGGUGGUCGUGUCACAGGCGCGCGCCUUGCGCUCCUGCGCGGGGGGCGUCACAUUGCAAGGUUCAGCCACCAAGAGAUCUGAGCUGAAGGCAGCUAGGACCCUCGGCGUGGUGGUGGUAGUGUUUAUCGCGUGCAUCAUGCCAUAUUUCUGCAUUGUCAUCUCAGGCCAGGAUGUUCUGCUCAAUGCGUCGUCUACAACCUUUAUCAUCUGCUUGUUCUACUUCAACUCCUGUCUGAACCCGCUGAUCUAUGCUAUUUUCUAUCCCUGGUUCAGAAAGUCCAUUAAACUCAUUGUGACGCUGCAGAUUCUGAAGCCUGACUCUUGGCAGGCCAAUAUAAAGUAG
Molecule: messenger RNA, 978 nt
Organism: Phycodurus eques (leafy seadragon)
Lineage: Eukaryota; Metazoa; Chordata; Actinopteri; Syngnathiformes; Syngnathidae
Product: trace amine-associated receptor 4-like
Exons: 2
Coding region: 1-978 (325 amino acids)
Biological process (GO): G protein-coupled receptor signaling pathway
Cellular component (GO): membrane
Molecular function (GO): trace-amine receptor activity
Source: RefSeq, a predicted model, not a curated record